UUUGAACAGUGUUGCCAACAGUGCUUUAACUUGUAACCUCAAAAUUACUUCAAAAUUUCGCUGAUUAAACUCAUCAGUUUAUGAUUAAUUGGUAAUUUACACUAAAAAUGGGCAAAGUGCGCAGAUCGAGGAAAAAGUUCCACUUGGAAGCGAAGUCGCAGCCCCCUAAGCCCCACGAGACAUCUAUUUCAGGCCCGACCCCAGAAUUACUCAUCAAACCUCAGGAAAAUCUUUUUGAAGGGGUUCAUAUCGAUUUUAAGUCACUAAACAUGAACUUUGAUGAUGUAGGAAGUGUGAAGUCAUUCAAAUCUGUUAAAUCCGAAUCUGGAAAAAGUCUCUCAAAAAAGGACAAAUUGAAAUUGCGUCGAGAAAUGCUUAUGAAAAAAUUUGAAGUGUUGAACCAACAAAAACUACACGACAAAAGGAAGAAAACACCGGUGGUUGGUGAUAUGAACCCUCUACAUGAUGCUUUACCCUCUUUGGAAAGUUUGUUAAAAAGUAGGGCUAGUAUUCCAUAUAAACAGAGUACGCAACCACAAAAGAAAAAAGGGAUUGAGAAGAGUAAAAAAAUUAAAAAGAAUCAGUUGCAAGGAAUAAAAAUGUUUCAACACAUAAUGAAAAAUAAACAGUUUAAGGAAAAACCCCAGUUGGUGAUCGACCAACACCUCAAGUCUUUGUUAGAACAGGAAAAAAAGAGUUUUAAUUAAAUUGAAAUAAAAUUUUUAAUAACAUUAA
Tribolium madens (black flour beetle) is the source of this 735-nucleotide messenger RNA. RefSeq names its product protein FAM207A. The record is from RefSeq and is a predicted model, not a curated record. Gene Ontology annotation, cellular component: 90S preribosome; preribosome, small subunit precursor; nucleolus. Gene Ontology annotation, biological process: maturation of SSU-rRNA from tricistronic rRNA transcript (SSU-rRNA, 5.8S rRNA, LSU-rRNA). The coding region runs from base 108 to 707 and encodes 199 amino acids. The transcript has a single exon. Lineage: Eukaryota; Metazoa; Arthropoda; Insecta; Coleoptera; Tenebrionidae.